GUGAUUUAUAAUACUAUUAUACAGAGAGCUGGAUGUCUCAGAUGUCUGUGUUUUGUAGGUGAGUUCUGGCUGGGGCUAAAGAAGAUCUAUGCUGUUGCCCAUCAGGGACACUCGCUCCUGCAUGUCCAGAUUGAGGACUGGAGGAAGGAGAAGCAUUUCAUGCUUUAUCAGUAUAUCCUGGAGGACGCCGCCUUCAACUACACCAUCCAUCUGAAGCUGCAGACCGGUGAAUCCAGCUCUGCUCUGGAUGAACACAGUGGCUUCAGGUUCUCCACUAAAGACCACAACGAUGGAAACCGUGAUCCAAACUGUGCUCAAGACUACACAGGUGGGUGGUGGUUUAGCAUUUGCGGCGACAUUAACCUGAAUGGCAAGUGUAUUCAGAGCAGACCUCAUAAAAAGGGAACCCACUGGAAACCUGGCAAGGGAACCACCAGCUUCAAGGCCUCAAAAAUCUCCAUUAGUCAUCUCACAAAGCCACAACCCCCUUAAUAUCAACAGUAUGAGCAGAAGCACAUAUGAUUGCAUUCAUGCUGAACAAUUGCAUCUUGGUUUUUACAAAGUAACUGUUUCAUGGACAUGACAAAGUUCCCAUUGAUGAGUAUGAACCUAUCAAUAUGAUGCAGUAA
Messenger RNA from Sinocyclocheilus rhinocerous, 629 nucleotides. RefSeq names its product angiopoietin-related protein 3-like. The transcript is spliced from 2 exons. Gene Ontology annotation, biological process: triglyceride homeostasis; phospholipid catabolic process; cholesterol homeostasis. The annotation marks the transcript as partial. The record is from RefSeq and is a predicted model, not a curated record. Lineage: Eukaryota; Metazoa; Chordata; Actinopteri; Cypriniformes; Cyprinidae.